UUCCAUGGUUUCUGGCACCUAGCUGCCACUACAAGAACAACGACGAGGACGACGACAAUGCCUCAUGUAAAUGGGAAAAGCUUCCUUCUGCAGAUGAAGUCCUGCUGUUGCGCGAGCCAGAAGCUUAUUCGCGAGAAGGAGAAAGCUCUCCUUGCUUCUCAGACUCAUUUCACUGAAGAUGAAGUUGAAGCUUUUUUUGAGCUGUUCAGGAAGUUGAGCAGCUGUCUGGUGGAUGAUGGGGUUAUAAGCAAAGAAGAGUUCCAGCUGGGUUUGUUUGGGAACAGCAGGAAGCAGACCCUCCUUGCUAAUAGGCUCUUCCAAUUGUUUGAUUCCAAGAGAGAUGGAGCAAUAGACUUUGAAGAGUUCGUGAGAGCUUUGAGUGUCUUCCACCCCAAGGCAGCUCAAACAGAGAAAGCUGCUUUUUCAUUCCAGCUCUACGACAUCUGGGAAACCGGCUUCAUCCAACGCAAAGAAGUAAGAAAAAAGGUCAAGGAGCUGUUUCUGGCACUCCUGGAUGAGUCUGACUUGCUACUCACAGAUGAAACUGUUGAAGCCAUUGUUGAUAAGACAUUCAACGAGGCGGACUCAAAAGGCGAUGGAAAGAUCGAUGAAGAGGAAUGGAGGCACUUCACAGCUCAGUACCCAUCACUACUGCAGAGUGUGACUCUUCCACAUUUAUUGGAUGUCGGAACAGUGUAUCCGAGUUUUACAACAGUCUGAUAUCGAUGAUGACUCGAGUAUAGUUUCACUAAAUUCAAAAAGGUUUGAUCUUUUAUUCAGAGCUGAAAUGUACACAUUUCUUACAACUAAUCAACAAGUAACAUAUAAGUGAUACAUGAUCUAUAGAACUGGAACACCAUCCAUUAAUUUUCUGCUUGUUAAUCCGGAAUAGAAUAAAAGAACAGACAAAUGGACAAUUCGAGUUUUACGUGAUAUCUCUAGAAUGUCCGGAUUAAUCCAUGGAAGUGUUAUUCUAGUUUUCUCAUUUAUGUAUCUUCCCAGCUGCAUCUCACCACUGCUAUUAUUAAUUAAUUAAUAUAUAAAGUCAAGGUUGUAGGUUACUAUUCAUUAGUGACUCUCACAUUCCUCUAAAUGUAAGUGGGGAAGUUCAAAGUCCUUCUUUUACCCAACUCUCCAUUCUACUACCUUUGUGUUUAGUUAUUGUUCGCUAGGUUUUCGUUUAUGACUUUUUGCACAAAUCAUCGCCUUCGUGUUAUCAUCGUAAUAUAUAAAAGCCAAGGUUGUAGGUUACUAUUCAUUAGUGACUCUCACACUCCUCCAAAUACAAGUGGGGAAGUUAAAAGUCCUUCUUUUACUUCACUCUCUAUUCUACAACCUUAGCGUGUUUUAGCUUUAGUGUUUUUCAUUUCGCUUUUUUCUUUUAUUUGAGAAAGACAAUUGAACCCAAAUCCAUAGGUAUCCAACCUAAUUUGACCCGAUCAAUGCGAGUCAAACCUCCUCAAACCUGCAAUCAGUCUAAAAAUUUCAUAAAGGAGAACCACGAUUACCUCAAACCCAAAAAAAGCCAAAAGAGUACGAGUAAGUUUGGCCCAAGUUUUAGAAGUUUUAUGUUUCAAAAGUUGAAGUCAAUCCAAACACCUCUAAAGUUUCGCUUUUUAAAAAACUGAAAUUUUCCGAAUUAAAAGCAGAAACUCAGAUUUGAAAAUACAAAAUUGCCUUACCAUAUAUUAUUCUCUUUCUAGAAAAAUUAAUUUUAAUUCAUUUAUAUAAUUAUAAAAAAAAAUUGAAAAGUAUUAUUAUUUAAUAUGAAAUAAAUAUAACGUGAUCCAUUUUAAAUACUUUUUUACUUUUAGAAUUUGUAUUUAUAUUUUAUGUUAGAAAUUUUUUUAGUCAUUUUUCAUUACCUCUUAUAUUAGAAAGUAAUUUUGAUAGUUUUAAGCUAAACACUCAACAGUUUUUUUUAAAUACUUCUUGAAAUGAAAUAGAGAAGCUGCUUCAUUCUGCAAAAGUUACAGUAGGAUCAAUUACUAGCCAUACAAAUUGAAGCGUCAUGAAAGAAGUUUAAACAUAAAUAAUCUAUUCGACGACUCUUCUAUAUUAUGCAAAUUCAUCGACCAUAUGCUAUUGUAAAUAACAAACAUAUGAAAAGAAUGAUUAAGAAUGAAAUAAGAUCACUUUCAAUUUUGGGUUAACAUUAAAAUAUUUAUUUUUAUAAUACGCGAAGCGAUAACGAGCGGGUUUUGCUAGUCCGAUAUAAAUGGAAUCGGGUAAAUGUCACAUUUGGUCACUGAGAUUACUAAAUCGUGUCAUGUUUAGUCACUAGAAAAUUUUAAUAUCAAUUUUGGUCAUUCGAAUUACUGAAAUAGGUCACAUUUAGUCACUCUCCCGUUAAUGGAGUUGGACGGAAACUAACGGUGGAGUGACUAAACGUGACAUGUUUCAGUCAUUCGAGUGACUAAAUGUGACAUGUUUCAGUAAUUCGAGUGACCGGAGUUGGACAGAGGUUAACGGGAGAGUAACUAAAUGUGACAUGUUUCAGUAAUUCGAGUGACCAAAAUUGAUAUUAAUUUUUUCUAGUGAUUAAGCAUGACACAAUCUAGUAAUCUCCGACCAAAUGUUGCAUUUACCCAAUUGGAACCAUACAUAAAAUUGCUUAUCACCU
Molecule: messenger RNA, 2623 nt
Organism: Linum trigynum
Lineage: Eukaryota; Viridiplantae; Streptophyta; Magnoliopsida; Malpighiales; Linaceae
Source: the annotation of a GenBank genome assembly